This is a messenger RNA of Protobothrops mucrosquamatus (brown spotted pit viper), 2571 nucleotides long. RefSeq names its product zinc finger protein 850-like. Bases 1 to 2571 code for a protein of 856 amino acids. The record is from RefSeq and is a predicted model, not a curated record. The transcript is spliced from 4 exons. Gene Ontology annotation, biological process: regulation of transcription by RNA polymerase II. Lineage: Eukaryota; Metazoa; Chordata; Lepidosauria; Squamata; Viperidae. Gene Ontology annotation, molecular function: DNA-binding transcription factor activity, RNA polymerase II-specific; RNA polymerase II cis-regulatory region sequence-specific DNA binding.
AUGCAGGAGGAGCAGCUCCACCAGUGCUCCCAGUGUGGAAAAAGAUUUAGCAAGCACACCAAUCUGGUGAGACACAAGAGGACUCACACUAGGGAGAAACGCUUUGAAUGUCCUGUUUGUGGGAAAAGUUUCAGUCAGAAUUCCAACCUGGUAAAGCACCAGUGGACUCACACGGGAGAUAAACCAUAUCAAUGUUUGGAUUGUGGAAAAAGUUUCAGUCAGAAUUGCCAUCUUGACAUACACAGGAGAACUCACACGGGAGAUAAACCAUAUCAAUGUUUGGAUUGUGGGAAAAGUUUCAGUCAGAGUUCCCAUCUCGUCAUACACAUGAGGACUCACAAUGGGGAGAAACUCUUUGAAUGUCCUUUUUGUGGGAAAAGUCUCAGUCAGAAUUCCAGCCUGAUAAAGCACCAGAGGACUCACACAGGAGAGAAAUCAUAUGAAUGUCUGUAUUGUGGGAAAAGUUUCAGUCGGAAUUCAAAACUGGUGAGACACCAGAAAACUCACACAGGAGAGAAACCAUAUGAGUGUCUGCGUUGUGGAAAAAGAUUCAGUGAGAAUUCCAACCUGGUGAUACAUGAGAGAACUCAUACAGGAGAAAAACCGUUCAAGUGUCUGGAUUGUGGGGAAAGUUUCAGUCAAAAUUCCUACCUGGUGGGACACCAGAGGAUACACACAGGAGAAAACCCAUAUGAAUGUUCAGAUUGUGGGAAAAAAUUCUUUCGAAAUUCCAGCCUGGUUAGACAUCAGAGGACUCACGCAGGAGAGAAACCAUAUAAGUGUCCAGAUUGUGGGAAAAGUUUCAUUCGGAAUUCCUGCCUGGUUAGACACCAGGGGACUCACACAGGAGAGAAACCAUAUGAAUGUCUGUAUUGUGGGAAAAGUUUCAGGCUUAAUUCCUACCUGGUUAGACACCAGAAAACUCACACAGGAGAGAAACCAUAUGAGUGUCUGCAUUGUGGAAAAAGAUUCAGUGAGAAUUCCAAUCUGGUCUUACAUGAGAGAACUCACACAGGAGAAAAACCAUUCAAGUGUCUGGAUUGUGGGAAAAGUUUCAGUCAGAAUUCCUACCUGGUGGGACACCAGAGGAUACACAGAGGAGAAAAACUAUAUGAAUGUCCUGAUUGUGGGAAAAAUUUCAUUCGAAAUUCCCACCUGGUUAAUCAUCAGAGGACUCACACAGGAGAGAAACCAUAUAAGUGUCCAGAUUGUGGGAAAAGUUUCAUUCGGAAUGCCAACCUGAUUAGACAUCAGAGGACUCACACAGGAGAGAAACCAUUUGAGUGUCCAGAUUGUGGGAAAGGUUUCCGUCAGAGUUCCCACCUGGUUAAUCAUCAGAUGACUCACAAAGGAGAGAAACCGUAUGAGUGCCCAGAGUGUGGAAGAGGUUUCACUUGUAAUUCCUACCUGUUUAGACACCAGAAAACUCACACAGGAGAGAAACCAUAUGAAUGCCCAGAUUGUGGAAAGGGCUUCUCUCAGAAAUAUAACAUGGUGAAACAUCAGUCUACUCACAUAGAAGAGAAAUCAUAUAAAUGUCGUGAUUGUGGGAAAUGUUUCAGUCAGAAUUCCUACCUGGUAAUACACCAGAGGAAUCACACGGGAGAGAAACCGCAUGAGUGUAUAGAUUGUGGGAAAAAUUUCAGAUGGAAUGCUGAGCUGGUGAUACACCAGAGGACUCACACAGGAGAGAAGCCGUAUGAGUGUCCGGAUUGUGGGAAAGAUCUCAGUAGUAGGACCAGCCUUAUGAAUCAUGUAAGGACCCACACGGGCGAGAAGCCGUACAAGUGCUCAGAAUGUGGGAAAUGCUUCAGCACCAACUGCAACCUGAUGAAACACACCCGGGUGCACACGGGGGAGAAGCCAUACCGGUGUCCCGAGUGCGGCAGGAGCUUCAGCGACAAGGCCUCGCUCAUCGUGCACGAGAGGACCCACACAGGGGAGAAGCCCUACGAGUGCCCCAUGUGUGGCAAAAGCUUCACCUCAAGCUCCAACCUCAUCACCCACAAGCGGGUGCACACCGGGGAGAAGCCCUACAAGUGCUCUGAAUGUGGGCAGAGUUUUGUUCACCGGCCGCAGUUGGUCAUCCACAUUCGGACGCACACCGGAGAGAAGCCGUACGAGUGUCCCGAGUGCGGGAAAAGCUUCAACCAGAAGGCCGAUCUCAUCAUCCACAGGCGCAUCCACACCGGGGAGAAGCCCUACGAGUGUCCCGAGUGCGGGAAAAGCUUCAUCUCGAGCUCUUACCUUCGGAAGCACGAGCGGACCCACACGGGAGAGAAACCCUUCGAGUGUGCCGACUGCGGGAAGAGCUUCAGCACCAGCUCCAACUUGGUCAACCACAAGAGGGUCCACACGGGCGAGAAGCCGUACCAGUGCUCGGAUUGCGGGCAGAAAUUCAGCACGAACUCAAACCUGGUCAAUCACCGGCGGGUCCACACGGGAGAAAAGCCGUACAAGUGCUCCGACUGUGGGCAGGAUUUUGGUCAUAAAGCUUCUCUCCGGAGGCACAAGAGAAUUCACUCCAGAGAAGCCACCAGAGGCCUGCUUGGAACGGGGGCAAAAUGUUAA